Molecule: messenger RNA, 8581 nt
Organism: Manis javanica (Malayan pangolin)
Lineage: Eukaryota; Metazoa; Chordata; Mammalia; Pholidota; Manidae
Gene: DENND5B
Product: DENN domain containing 5B
Molecular function (GO): guanyl-nucleotide exchange factor activity; small GTPase binding
Source: RefSeq, a predicted model, not a curated record
GUCGGGCCGGCGGCGCGCGAGCCGCAGCGGGGCUGCGGCGCUGAGCAGCGGUUGCGCGGCCAUGGGCGCGCCGGGCUGGCCUUAGGGCGGGCGCGGGGAGCCCGCGGCCGGAGCGGCAGCCUCGCGGCGAGCCUCCCGGGCGGCGGCGGCGGCGGCGGCGGCAGAGCAGCGCGGCAGGCAUGAGCGGCGCGGCGCCCGGCCCGGGCUCGGGCCCUUCCCCGGCCGCCUGCCGCUUCGCGCACUACUUCGUGCUGUGCGGCAUCGACGCGGACAGCGGGCUGGAGCCCGACGAGCUGGCGGUUUUGUACCAAUGGCUAGAAGCAGAUCGUCGUGGCAGGAGCCAGGGUGCCGCAAAUACAACUUCAGGUGAAAAUUUUGACCAGAGUCCUUUGAGAAGAACAUUCAAAUCCAAAGUUCUGACCCACUAUCCUCAGAAUAUAGAAUGGAACCCUUUCGAUCAAGAUGCAGUGAACAUGUUGUGCAUGCCUAAAGGGCUAUCCUUCAGAACACAGACUGACAGCAGAGAGCCUCAGUUCCACUCAUUUAUAAUCACCCGGGAAGAUGGUUCUCGCACGUACGGCUUUGUUCUCACUUUCUAUGAAGAGGUAACAAGUAAGCAGAUCUGCACAGCGAUGCAGACACUCUACCAGAUGCACAACGCAGAGCGCUACAGCAACGCGUGUGCCUCGUCGUCCUGCAGCAUGGACUCGCUGGCCAGCAGUAUUGAUGAGGGAGAUGCCACUUCCCUUUUGAAACUCCAGCGAUACAACUCCUACGACAUCAACCGAGACACCCUGUAUGUCUCAAAAAGUAUAUGCUUGAUCACACCACUGCCCUUCAUGCAGGCCUGCAAGAAAUUCCUCACCCAGCUGUACCAGGCAGUCAGCUCACAGCAGCCGCCACCCUUGCCACUUGAGAGCUACAUCCACAACAUUCUCUACGAGGUGCCCCUCCCGCCCCCAGGGAGGUCACUGAAAUUCUACGGCGUUUAUGAGCCCGUCAUCUGCCAGCGGCCUGGGCCCAAUGAGCUCCCCCUCUCCGAUUACCCUCUCCGAGAGGCCUUCGAGCUCCUGGGACUGGAGAACCUGGUGCAGGUGUUCACCUGCGUCCUCUUAGAGAUGCAGAUCCUUCUCUACUCACAGGAUUAUCAGCGCUUGAUGACGGUGGCGGAAGGCAUCACCACACUUUUGUUCCCAUUUCAGUGGCAGCACGUUUACGUGCCCAUCCUCCCUGCUUCUCUGCUACAUUUUCUUGAUGCUCCUGUCCCUUAUCUGAUGGGCCUUCAAUCAAAAGAAGGAACUGACCGUUCUAAACUAGAACUUCCUCAAGAGGCGAAUUUGUGUUUUGUGGAUAUUGACAACCAUUUUAUUGAGUUGCCUGAGGAAUUUCCCCAGUUUCCCAAUAAAGUGGAUUUUAUCCAGGAACUCUCUGAGGUGCUGCUUCAGUUUGGGCUCCCACCAGAGGGCCGCAGCGAGAGCGCCACCAGGCUGAAGAAUCUGGUUCUGAAAGACUUGGUCAACGACAAGAAGAACGGCAACGUCCUCAGCGGUAACAUCGGCGUGUGUGACUUCCUGAAGGGCAACGAAACCAUCGCCCGCCUCCAGGCGCUGGCCCAGCGGACCGGGGUGGCCGUGGACAAAAUGGACCUGUCCUCCUCUCUGGGUGGAAAACAGAAGGAUCUGAAACUCCAGUGCGAAGAGGCAGAGCUCAAGGACUACCAGCUCAACGUGCAGCUCCGAGAGGUCUUCGCCAACCGCUUCACACAGAUGUUUGCCGACUAUGAAGCAUUUGUGAUUCAGACAGCGCAGGACAUGGAGUCCUGGCUCACCAGCCGGGAGCAGAUGCAGAACUUUGACAAAGCUUCCUUUCUGUCCGACCAGCCUGAGCCUUACCUGCCGUUUCUCUCACGCUUCAUUGAAACACAGAUGUUUGCCACCUUUAUCGAUAAUAAAAUCAUGUCUCAGUGGGAAGAGAAAGAUCCUUUGCUUCGGGUCUUUGACUUCCGGAUCGAGAAGAUCCGACUGUAUAAUGUAAGGGCACCCACCUUGAGGACAUCUAUCUAUCAGAAAUGCAGCACCUUAAAAGAAGCAGCCCAAUCAAUUGAGCAGCGACUGAUGAAAAUGGAUCACACUGCCAUCCACCCUCACCUACUCGAUAUGAAAAUUGGUCAAGGCAAAUACGAGCAAGGGUUCUUCCCAAAGUUACAGUCUGACGUCUUGGCCACAGGACCAGCUAACACCAACCGCUGGGUCAGCCGCAGCGCCACCACGCAGCGCAGGAAGGAUCGCCUCCGCCAGCACUGCGACCACAUCGGGCUGGACAAUGACUUGCGGGAGAAAUAUAUGCAAGAGGCACGAAGUUUAGGAAAAAACCUGAGGCAACCCAAAUUGUCAGACCUCUCUCCUGCAGUAAUCGCACAAACCAACUGGAAGUUCGUAGAAGGCUUAUUAAAAGAAUGUAGAAUGAAGACAAAACGCAUGUUGGUGGAGAAGAUGGGACACGAAGCGGUGGAGCUGGGCCAUGGAGAGGCAAGCAUAACGGGCCUGGAGGAGAACACCUUGAUCGCCAGCCUCUGCGACCUGCUGGAAAGGAUCUGGAGCCACGGCCUGCAGGUCAAGCAGGGGAAGUCAGCUUUGUGGUCACAUUUAAUUCAGUUUCAGGACAGAGAAGAGAAACAAGAGCACCUUGCAGAAUCGCCAGUUGCCCUUGGACCAGAAAGAAGAAAAUCUGACUCGGGAGUUAUGUUGCCGACACUCAGGGUCUCUCUUAUCCAGGACAUGAGGCAUAUCCAGAACAUGAGUGAGAUCAAGACUGACGUGGGGCGAGCUCGGGCGUGGAUAAGAUUGUCCCUGGAGAAGAAGCUGUUGUCCCAGCACCUGAAGCAGUUGCUCUCUAACCAGCCACUCACCAAGAAGCUUUAUAAGCGCUACGCUUUCCUGCGUUGUGAAGAAGAAAGAGAGCAGUUUCUGUACCAUCUCCUCUCCCUCAACGCUGUGGACUACUUCUGCUUCACCAGCGUGUUCACCACCAUCGUGAUUCCAUAUAGGUCCGUGAUCAUCCCCAUCAAAAAGCUGAGCAAUGCGAUUAUCACCUCAAAUCCUUGGAUCUGUGUAUCAGGAGAGCUGGGAGACACGGGAGUAAUGCAGAUCCCCAAAAACCUCCUUGAAAUGACUUUUGAGUGCCAGAACCUGGGGAAGCUGACCACUGUUCAGAUUGGUCACGAUAACUCGGGCCUGUUGGCCAAGUGGCUCGUGGACUGUGUCAUGGUCAGAAAUGAAAUCACAGGACAUACAUACCGGUUCCCAUGUGGGCGGUGGCUGGGGAAAGGCAUCGAUGACGGAAGCCUGGAGAGAAUCCUUAUUGGGGAGUUGAUGACAUCAGCGGUGGACGAGGGUCUCGUGAAACAGUGCCGGACGCCCCCCCAGCAAAAGUCACCCACGUCGGCGCGGAGGCUGAGCGUCACCUCACCGACAGGGAAGAGCGCCAAGCCCAAUGCUGGACAGAUCCAAGAAGGAAUUGGAGAAGCUGUGAACAACAUUGUGAAACAUUUUCACAAACCUGAAAAAGAGAGAGGAAGCCUCACGGUGUUGCUGUGCGGAGAAAACGGCCUGGUCGCUGCACUUGAGCAAGUCUUCCACCAUGGGUUCAAAUCUGCCCGGAUCUUUCACAAGAAUGUCUUCAUCUGGGACUUCAUAGAGAAAGCGGUUGCUUAUUUUGAAACCACUGACCAGAUUCUAGACAACGAAGAUGAUGUCGUUAUUCAGAGACCACCCUGCAAAACCUUCCGCCACUAUGUAAAUGCUAUUAACACUGCACCUAGGAACAUUGGGAAGGACGGCAAAUUCCAGAUUCUGGUUUGCCUCGGCACACGGGACCGCCUGCUGCCGCAGUGGAUCCCCUUGUUAGCCGAGUGUCCGGCCAUUACCCGAAUGUACGAGGACAGCGCCCUCCUGCGGGACCGCAGGACCGUCAACUCCCUCAUCCGCAUUCUGCAGACCAUGCAGGACUUCAGCAUCGUCUUGGAGGGGUCACUCGUCAAAGGCGUGGACGUGUGACCCAGUUGGCUAGAAACCGUCGGGCCAGACGCCGAGCUCCUGAACCCUCCCCAGCCGUGGGGACCAGGUCGGACUUGUCUGACAAGGCAGUGAGUCACUGCGGGGGGCAGCGCGGUGGACCCCCCCAAUUUGAACAAUCCUCACGCUACAGACAAGGCAAAAUGCUGUAUUGUAGUUCAUUUGAACCUGAAAUUUAGUAUAAAAUAGAGUAUUUUCAUGUGUUAGAUGUGUGUAAAUAUGCUAUCUUUAAGAAAUUAUAUGACUCUAAUAAGAUACUUUUCUUAGAUUGAAUAUUUCUGUGACUUAAAAUAAGUAGCUUAAAAGCAUUAGGAGCUGGGACAGUGGGGGGAAAAGGUGCUGACUAGAAAAAGCCAGUAAAUAUGAAAAUGUAACAAUGCCGCCCAGUCGGGCUUUUUCCCUCCAGGUACCACGGGGGAACCUCCAGUGCGCUGUGUGUGGUGGCCAUGCAUCCUCGUGUCUGACCCUCCGUAUCGUGAAUGUAAACAGCUUUACCUGCUGUAGGGGACAGUCCUCACUUGUAUCUUUCAGUCCCAAAUGGUUUCAUAUGUUUGAACUGAGCCACUUUUCCAGGCUUUUGGAAACACAUUUCCGUCGGCACGAGAUGAAGAUGUAAUUAAAAUAUUUUAAAUACUGGACCCCAGGAGCUUGGCUGAACUGGAAAGGGAACACACAAAGGCCUGAGAAGUGUGGUAAAUUGUGGGAUUACAGCUUCUUUACACUUUGGAAAGAUUAGCCUAGACUAGCUUCAUUCUUGGCAUUUUUAUUCUUGUUACUUGAGGUGCUGUGGGGAGAUGCGGAUUUCACAGCCCUCAGAACUGCGAACAGCCGGUUGGGCCUGUGCUACUGCCCGGGCUGUCGAAGCCCCGCAGCGGCCCCCCACCUCCGCAGGCGACCACAGGCCCGGCUUUGUUGGUUUGGCCGCCCCCCGUCGCCCCCCCCCCCGCAGGAAGUGGGAGGAAUGUCUCAGAGGAGGAGGCUCAGUGCGGCUUGGAAUGUUUUUGUGAAAGUGUUUGUUGACCAUGAUAAUGCAGAUAACAGAAGGAUAGAGAAAGAAUGAACCCUUUCUGGGGGCUUCAGGGCAAGCUUUCUGUUCCUUUGUAAGAAGGGGCAAUAAUGUUAAAACAAGCGGCCCGAGAAGGUAAAAGCAGUACAGCCCAGACAGGCAGAGUGGGGGGCAGAGCAGAGGCCGCAGCGCUGAAAGGCCGCCCGUCGGGAGCGACUUCCCAGUUUGGUAUUUUAUUCAGAAGCUAAAAUCAAUGUGUGUGAGCUAGUUACGUUAAGUCUUCAUGUUACGUAGGCCCUGCAAGCCUAUUGAGGCAUUUGCUCAUUGUUAGCAGGGAACCUGCCUCCGCAGAGCUCCAGAUUGGAUUCCCCGUCGAGGCUGAGCAAGGCCAUGGCCUCCCCGGACCCUGUGCGAUCUGAGGGUCCUGGGCUUUGGCCAGCAGCGUAGUCGCCCUUAUUUCCUGGAGGACGAAACUAAGGAAACAAGUGCCUCUCCCCUUCAUCAAACACCGUGUUCAGCCAGGGCAGCCGAGGCACACCCCCUUUCCAUGAGCAGCAUGGUACUAGAGGAAGGGGGGAUCGCAGGCAGCAGUGAGAAACCCAUGGGAAGGGUUUAAAGCCGGUGCUGGGUGAUGCGGGUAGACAGAUUUGUUUGCCGGGGCUGACGCGUGUGCAGCGAUGCCGCCCUCCCAGGGACGGGGGAGGUCUCUUCCUGGAGGCGUCCCGUCUGACACCAGGCCUGUCCUGUGUGUGCUCCAGGGACCAGAAACUGUAGAAGGAUUCGAUCUAGGGUUUUGUCCGUAUCACCUUUUCCAUAAGGCCACCCUCUGGCACAUUCCGGACACCCAGAGAUGACAGACUCGCAUGCUGGCAGUGAGUCCUCCGGUCCAGCCUUCUCGUUCUAUAGAUGGGAAGGCUUACAGGGCAGAGGAAUUGAAUACUCCACUCCCAUCUGGCAUUCGUAUUACCAGUCUGCCUUUGGAUCUUUAUUCAUCCACCUGCACAGGCAGGAAGUAUUAAUAUUCACUUGUGAAAAUCAUUUAUAAGGAUCAAUAUUCAUUUUGACAAAUUGUUCUCAAGUUACUGAGAAUUACAUCUGUCAUAAAAACUGGGAGCAAAAUUGGAUUUGGGACCCGUGAAUAAAACCUUUGCUUUAAAAAGUCAUACCCCAAGAGUUCUGCCUGAAAUUCCAUCCCACUUCGCGUAGUAUGACCAUAGCAGUGAAAGGACCGAUUUCCAAAGCAGGAACCGCAGCCACAACUGAAUUCCUCUAGGACUGUGGGCCCUUUAAAGUGGCCACCUUGGGAGCCCAUAUACUUCUUUCUUCCAGUGAUAAGCCAGUAUUCUUAGCCCGUUGGGGGCCUCCUUGUCAGCUGCUUGAAUGGCCUACAGCCCAUGUUUUAGAAUAUUGCCAGGGAUGGUAAAUCUUGGUCUUUCAGAAGAAAUUUAAUAUUUGGAAAUAACAAAGUUCUUAGGAUCCAAGCUGAUGAGCAUAAAGGAUGCUUAAGGAGAGUUUGGGGUCAUGAAAGAAACACCCUUCUAAAGAAAUAAAGGCAGUUCUUACGUACAUGGCUUCUGUCUUGGAGCCAAACCGAAAUAUUUCUAGCAAGACAGAAACAAAAUCCUUAGGAUAGAAUGUAUGUAGCGUUCCAGACUGACCUGGAAAAUACACACUCAUUCAGAGGUAUCCUUUCUGCUCUGUUAAUUUUUCAAGUUAGUAUAUUGCUCAAAAUUAAAUGAAAAUCAAUCUUAUAUUUGACAUUUUUCCCCAGAAGUAAUGCCUGGAACUAUAAUUAGUAUUUUCACAUAAUCACCUAAGAAAAAAUCACUGAAAUGAAAUUGCCAAAAAUAGUACCUCUUGAAACAAAUAUUCACAGUGUUUUUCAAAUGUCCUGAAACUACUGAUCUUUGUGACACAUGGUGUGACAUCAAUGUUAGUAUUGUGUGUGAGACCCUAAAGCUGUGCCCUGGUUGCGCUCAUCAGAACCUUAAAAAUGAGGCCCAACACAGAGGUGUGUGAAAUGGGGUUCUGGAUGGGGAAAAACAGGCUGCGAAAGCAAAAGUCAGGCCUCCCAACCCUCCCCAUCAUCUUUGCCGCUGCGGAGGUGGAGGGAGCAAGAAUUUGACACGAGAAUCCUAAAACUUGAAAAAGUUUAAAGUUUCACUCUCAAAUUUGUUUUAAAUGUUUCACACAUUUCUGUACCUUUUGUAACCCUGUGGUAUUUACUUUAACAUAGCUUUUCUAAACAUUGUUUUAAUGAACUUAUGUCACUAUAUGAAUGGUAUAGGGGAAAUACACCAUUGCUUCUGUUUUCUUUUCUGACAAUAAGGCACUGUUGUAUGUAAAUAGAAGUGAAAAGGAUGUAGAGACUGUACGUAACAGGUUGUGUGUAGUAUAUGUUGACACCUCUAAGCUAUUUUGAAACAUGAGGCGACAGACAAGGACCUCAGAUCCCCAGGGAAAUAUUUAUUUGACAGCAUUGAGACUUUAGCUCUUAAUAGUGAAGUAUCUUCUUUCUGCUAAGAAUUGUGAUUUCUCAGUAGGUUUUCAUUUUGAGAAUUGUAUUUUCUCUGUGAGGUUUACAGAAGCUAGCCUGUCAUUUUCACCAUGUUCAGAGGACAGUCUGAACCUAAGCUACUCUCAGUAUUAACGCACCCUCACUGGUUGAGAGGGGAGUCUUGAGCUCUUCUCUACUUUUGUAACAUGAAUCCUAUUUCCAAGUCCCUGUUUUUUACAUUAAGUGUCUAUCACAUUACCAUUUAGGUUAAAAGGAGACAGAAACGAAUAAAAAACCAGUUCCCCUACUCCUAUGUAAAUGCACUUAUAAAUCUCGAAUCCAACCGAUUUCCAAGCUUUUCUAGAGGGUACUGAUGGAGGCUGAUUGGUCCAAGGAAAACCUCAUCCUCCCCGAUCCUACUAAAGCUGAUCAUCCUCUGAGGAAAAAGUAAGGACUAGCUCCAGAAAUCUAUCGCAUUGAGCAAUUCAUAACACAGUGGAAAAAAAUCAUCAAAGAAGUUCCCCUCGUUCGCAAGAAUGCAGGGUCUCCUUGGGGCCCGUAGGAGGAAUCACACUUGAUUCAAACACCUGAAUGUAUUUGCAUGCGGCUCCGGUCUUUAUUUCAGACACCAGGCUUGUUGACAAUAGAGGGGUGUGUAAGAAGUUGUCAGUCACACGAGGGUGUUAAACACAGAAAAAAUCCUCCAUGUUACACUUGAACCAUGUGUCAAUGUACCCUGUGUAUCUUUUUAAAAAAUGAGCAUUUCUGCAUUUAAAUUGUAUUAUCUUUUUCUUUGUACUGUUAACAAACCGCAUUAGAAUUGGAUUUCACCCCCCCCCAUCUGAACACAAUAUAAAAUUUUAAAAGUAUUGUGAUAUCAAGCACUUUAACAUACAUAUCAGAGAAAUUGAUGUGGGUUUUUCAGGUUUUGGAGUACAUUUAAAUAUGACUUUUCAUGCUUUGUUCUUUACAAAUAAACUGUGGGGUUGAUACUUUGUUUCAUUA